This is a messenger RNA of Glossina fuscipes, 3271 nucleotides long. It is a transcript of the gene aPKC, whose product is annotated as atypical protein kinase C. Gene Ontology annotation, molecular function: protein binding; protein serine/threonine kinase activity; ATP binding. Bases 75 to 3095 code for a protein of 1006 amino acids. The transcript has 9 exons. NCBI's taxonomy places the organism in Eukaryota, Metazoa, Arthropoda, Insecta, Diptera, Glossinidae. Gene Ontology annotation, biological process: establishment or maintenance of cell polarity; protein phosphorylation. The record is from RefSeq and is a predicted model, not a curated record.
AUCAUUACUCUAAAAUAAGUUUUUUUUUCUUAAUAAAAAAAAGGAGAAAGUUAAAAAAAUUAAUUUCAAAUACUAUGGCCUGGGGUUAUUGGAGUGCUACAACGGUCGAUCGGGGCCGUUCGCCACGUCGUAAUACUCAGUGCACUCCCUUGCCUGUCAAUUUGGUGCAGCAAGACGAGGAACCUUGCGUUACUACAAGUGCAACGGCAGGGGCGGCUGGCACGGCGGCGGCAGCAGCUUCAGCUGCUCCCACCACAUCCACCACAAACACCAGCAAUGCUAACAAUACAUGUCCUACUACUCCAUCGGCUGUUACCACUGUUACUCAAUCAAAUCUUUGCUACAGUCCCACGUGUCGCAGUCGCUGCAUGAGUCCUUGUCCGGGCAGUCCCUGUCCGGGUAGUCCCUGCGGCUCAAUAACACCACCGCCACCACCACCUCAUCCUUUAACAGCUUCUCAACAGUGUUUGCAUUCACAUUCCAAUAAAAAUUGUCCAGCAGCCCAACAAAUUUUCUCGGCUAAUGAUUAUCCCUCGCGUCGCCAAUCGCUGGAUCGUCUUGAUAGUCCGCAGGUAUGGACUUUUCAUAAGAGUAAAUAUUUCGAUAUACAGGCGAACCAAUUAUCUGAUAUUAUGUGUCGCGGUGCCGUAGUCUCUUCCAUACAAUCGGCUAACAAUACCUUAACUCGUGGCGUUUCACUGCAUAGUCGCAGCGGAAGUGCUCAUGGCAGUAUACAUGGCGGUGGCGGCGGUAGUCAUCAUGGUAGUCACGGCACUGUCGGUCCCAGCAGUGCUCAUGGUUCUAUAGGAUGUUUACAAGGCAGUACAGGUCACCUGGUCAAUGUGGGGCAUACCACUAGCAGUGGCAGCGUUGGACUGUUAGCCGGUGCUAUAGACACUGGCGAUUAUGAUGUUCCCCAUCCCCAUCCAUAUACACAUCAUUAUAUGCAAACUUCAUCUUCCAUAACGCCACCACACUCUACAAUGAGUUUAAUUGGCUCGAGGCCUGGUUCGGCGGGUCCCUACGGACCGAGUCAUGAUUCUGGCUCGGAUUCUAGUCAAGGUUGUGGUUCGAUAAUGGCUUCCGGUAGUCAUAUAGCGCAUAUGACUACGCAUUUAGGCGGUUUGGUCGGUACGUGUCAUCAUCAUUCAACGGUACAUAGCAGCGUUGCCAGCGGCGGCGGAGGUUCCGGCUCUUUGGGUCGGUGUUCUAGUCGUUGCCAUAAUAGUGCUACAGCUGCUACAACCACAAUGGAUGACACAAUUACGGGUGGUGUUGGUACGAGCGGAGGUAGUAUUUUCGGUAGUGUAAGUUGUAUGGGCUUGGAGCCUAUACAUCAUCGUGGAGCACAUCACGGCAGUGCUGGCAGUGGUUUGAAUGGUUGUGGCGGCGGUGGCGGUAGCAGUAGUGGCGGUCGCAAUAGUUCUUUAAGUACCAUACACAACGGCCAUGGGCAUCAUCAGUAUCAUCAUGAAUGCAUUCAUUAUGAACGCUUACCUAUACCGGUUCCUAUACCAACGGUGCCAAUACAACAAUUGCCAUCCGAGGAAGAAAUUGAACCGGCUUAUGCAACAGUAUUUCCCAAUGUUCCUGCAGCACCUGGUCUGUUGUGUGAUGGCGAAGAUCGUAGCAUUUAUAGACGUGGAGCGCGUAGAUGGCGUAAAUUGUAUCGUGUCAAUGGUCAUAUAUUCCAAGCUAAACGUUUUAACAGGCGCGCUUUUUGCGCUUACUGUCAGGAUCGGAUUUGGGGUCUGGGACGUCAAGGUUUCAAGUGCAUACAGUGUAAGCUGUUGGUGCAUAAAAAAUGUCAUAAAUUAGUUAAGAAACCCUGCUCCAAUGAGCAUGUUGAGUCGUUGGUACCCAAAGGCUCUGAAGAUGACUUUGCAGAGCAAUUGCCUCAAAUGCCGCCACCUAUACCCGACUAUCCGCCCAUGCAUCAUCAAGUCGACGAUUCUUGUAUGUCAUCUGACCACGAAUUGGUAUCGGCUUCUACUAGUGGUGCUCAUAUGGCGCAGAAAGAUGAAAUUGAAAUGGGCGCGCAACGUCAAUUUUCUUUAGAUGAUUUCGAACUGAUACGAGUAAUUGGUCGUGGCAGUUAUGCUAAAGUUUUAAUGGUAGAGUUGAAAAAAACUCGACGCAUCUAUGCUAUGAAGGUGAUUAAGAAAGCUUUGGUUACCGAUGAUGAGGACAUUGAUUGGGUGCAAACGGAGAAACAUGUGUUCGAGACAGCCUCAAAUCAUCCAUUUUUGGUUGGUUUGCAUUCGUGCUUCCAAACACCGUCACGCCUGUUCUUCGUUAUUGAAUUUGUACGUGGUGGCGAUCUAAUGUAUCACAUGCAAAGGCAAAGGCGUCUGCCGGAAGAGCAUGCCCGAUUCUAUGCAGCCGAAAUUAGCUUAGCUUUGAAUUUCUUGCAUGAAAAAGGUAUUAUUUAUCGUGAUUUAAAAUUAGAUAAUGUUCUGCUAGAUCACGAGGGUCACAUAAAGUUAACUGAUUACGGGAUGUGCAAGGAAGGUAUACGCCCCGGUGAUACUACCUCCACGUUCUGCGGUACGCCCAAUUACAUAGCACCCGAAAUUCUUAGAGGCGAAGAUUAUGGUUUCUCAGUAGAUUGGUGGGCGUUGGGUGUAUUGUUAUAUGAAAUGUUGGCAGGCCGCAGUCCUUUCGACAUAGCCGGCGCAUCAGAAAAUCCAGAUCAGAAUACCGAGGAUUAUCUAUUCCAAGUGAUUUUGGAAAAGACCAUACGUAUACCCCGUUCAUUGAGUGUUAGGGCUGCUUCGGUCUUAAAAGGUUUCUUAAAUAAAAACCCAGCCGAUCGUUUAGGCUGUCAUCGAGAAACUGCUUUCAUGGAUAUUAAAAAUCAUCCAUUCUUCAAAGUAAUCGAUUGGGAAAUGCUUGCGUAUAAGCAAGUAACGCCACCUUUUAAGCCACGUUUAGAUUCAGAUCGUGAUUUGGCCAAUUUCCCACCAGAAUUUACCGGCGAAGCGGUACAAUUAACUCCAGAUGAUGAUCGGGUUAUCGAUAGCAUCGAUCAAUCGGAAUUUGAGGGUUUCGAAUAUGUAAAUCCAUUGCUUAUGUCGUUAGAAGACGAAGUCUGACAUCACGAGUUCUGCGAUUUACAUCCUUAUAAUAUGCGUCUUUAUGGCGAAGAUUCAAGUGACUAUGAUUCAGUUGCUGAUGAUUUAAAUUUAUUACAAUUAAAUGCUCCUAAUAAUAAUUUAAUUACAACAAAUACUUAUGCUAAUGAUCAACAUCAUCAAUAUCAUCAUGAACA